AUGGCACAUGUAUCUUAUCCAUUUAAGAAGAUCAAUAAGGCAGUUUUUCAGAAGCCAGCUUCAGCUAUUUCUAAAGAUGCUAUUUACUGGAAGAAACUCGGUUUACCGGUACUUGUUAAAGAAUUUGGUGCAAUAGAUUACAUUGACUUUAGCCCCAUUGAACCACACUAUUUUGCUGCAACAUGUUCCUUGAGAAUACAGAUAUAUGACCCAAUUACAAAAGUUGUUGCCAAGAAUAUUUCAAAAUUUAAAGAAGCUGCCUAUGGAGCAACAUUCAGAAAUGAUGGUCGACUUUUAAUAUCUGGAAGUGAGGAAGCUGCUGUUAAACUGUUUGAUGUUCAAUCUAAAAGUGUCCUUCGAGUAUUUUCUGGUCAUACUGGUCCUGUGCACCGGACGUUUUUCACUAAGGAUCAAGUAAAAGUGCUGAGCUUCUCAGAUGAUAAGUCGGUCUGCCUCUGGGACAUUGCUACUGAAGAAAAGAUUGCCAGUUUCUCUGAACAUACAGAUUAUAUUAGAGCUGGAGCGCCCAGUCCAUUGUCAUCAGAAAUAAUUCUUUCUGGCGGAUAUGAUCAUAUGGUUAAGUUAUAUGAUUGUAGAUGUAAUGAGACAGUGCUCAGUGUCAAUCACGGUAGCCCAGUUGAAUCAACACUUUUUUUACCCUCUGGUGGGAUAUUUGUUAGUGCAGGAGGAACAGAAAUUAAAGUAUGGGAUAUAUUCAAUGGGGGCAAACUUUUAGCCAAUAUUUCACAACAUCAUAAAACAGUUACUGCUGUCAGACUAGCAUCCAACAAUAGUAGGCUGGUGUCAGCUUCAUUAGAUAGACAUGUAAAAAUAUAUGAUGUGUCUACAUUCAAAGUAGUACAUAACAUUGAUUUUCCAAAUGCUGUGCUGAGUUUGGGUAUCUCAGAAAAAGAUGAUGUACUAGCAGUGGGCAUGAUAGACGGUGUUAUAUCAAUAAGAAAACGUGAACAGCCAGCAGAACCUUCAAAUGAAAAUAAAGGCUUAUUCAAAUUUGCACCUGAUCGGAUACUUACUUCAGAAUUCGUUGAUGUAGUAGUAAAAAAUCCUAAGGCACAAAAAGAGCAGCUGGCUGAAAAACAUCUUAAGAAAAUGCAAUUUACUGAGGCUUUGAAAAUUGUCAUAAAGCCCUACAUUGCAACUAAGUAUCCAGAAAGAACAGUAGCUAUAAUGCAAGAAUUACUGAAAAGGAAAGUUUUACAUGUAGCAAUGGAUGGUCUGGAAGAAAAAUCCCUAGAAUCAUUACUAAGGUUUUUGAAGAAAAAUCUUGGCGAAGUAAGAUUCACACAAACUGUUAUAGAUGUUUCAAAUACAUUUAUUGAUGUAUUUGAAAGCAAAAUAUCGUUAUUUUCAGAGAAAAAUAUUUUCUUGUAUAAAACUCUGCAAGAGGAAAUUAAGUAUGAAAUUGAUGUAUGUAAACGGGUUAGUGAGUUAGAAGGUGCUAUUGGACUACUGCUGUCUGCGGCACAAAUAAGUAGCCACAUUGAUACUAUUGAUCAUAAUGACGUAUUAGCUCCUUCAACUAAGGCUAGACAGGAAAUAAUUAUUGAUGUAUAA
Molecule: messenger RNA, 1575 nt
Organism: Leptosia nina
Lineage: Eukaryota; Metazoa; Arthropoda; Insecta; Lepidoptera; Pieridae
Source: the annotation of a GenBank genome assembly